Antrostomus carolinensis (chuck-will's-widow) is the source of this 837-nucleotide messenger RNA. RefSeq names its product chondromodulin (gene CNMD). The transcript is spliced from 5 exons. The record is from RefSeq and is a predicted model, not a curated record. Lineage: Eukaryota; Metazoa; Chordata; Aves; Caprimulgiformes; Caprimulgidae. Gene Ontology annotation, biological process: negative regulation of endothelial cell proliferation; negative regulation of angiogenesis. The annotation marks the transcript as partial.
GUGUACAAUGUUCACUAUACCAUGAGCAUUAAUGGAAAAGUACAAGAUGGAUCGAUGGAAAUAGAUGCUGCAAACAACUUAGAGACAUUCAAAACGGGAAGUGGGAGCGAAGAGGCUGUUGAAGUUCAUGAUUUUCAGAUUGGCAUAACUGGAAUCCGUUUUGCUGAAGGAGAAAAGUGUUACAUCAAAGCUCAGCCAAAAGCUCACGUCCCUGAAGUUGAUGCUAUGACUAAAGCGAGCCUCUCGUCUGAGCUGGAAGAUGAAAUCAUGCCUGUGAGAUUUGAUGAAAACUCCCUUAUCUGGGUGGCUGCAGACGAGCCUAUCAAGCAUAAGAGUUUCCUAAGCCCCAAAAUUUUAGAGCUUUGUGGGGAUCUUCCAAUUUUCUGGCUGCGACCAACAUAUCCCAAAGAUAAUCCAAGGAGAGAAAUAAAGAGAACCAAACGCCAAUCAGAAUCAAACUUUGAUACAGAAGACUUGGAAGCUGCUACUGAAGAAGUAAAUACCAGGUCACCCACCACGCAGCUGACUCAAGAGCUUGAUCACCAGUCUAAUGAAACCAGGCCAAUGGAACAAGAAACCGAUCAAACAUUUAAUCCAGACAAUCCAUAUAAUCAGCUGGAAGGUGAAGGGAUGGCUUUUGACCCCAUGCUGGAUCACCUAGGUGUGUGCUGCAUUGAAUGCAGGCGAAGUUACACGCAGUGCCAGAGGAUUUGCGAACCUCUCCUGGGCUACUACCCAUGGCCUUACAACUACCAAGGCUGCCGCACUGCCUGCCGAAUCAUCAUGCCCUGCAGCUGGUGGGUUGCUCGUAUCAUGGGUGUUGUGUGAGAAAAACCA